This is a messenger RNA of Aureococcus anophagefferens, 515 nucleotides long. RefSeq lists its product as hypothetical. Bases 125 to 466 code for a protein of 113 amino acids. NCBI's taxonomy places the organism in Eukaryota, Pelagophyceae, Pelagomonadales, Pelagomonadaceae. Gene Ontology annotation, cellular component: SMN-Sm protein complex; U4 snRNP; catalytic step 2 spliceosome. The transcript has 3 exons. Gene Ontology annotation, biological process: RNA processing; spliceosomal snRNP assembly. Gene Ontology annotation, molecular function: RNA binding. The record is from RefSeq and is a predicted model, not a curated record.
CUCGCCGCCUCGACCUUGUGCACCCCGCUCGACCGCGCGCGGGACGUGACACGCACUCGCACGCGAGCCACGACGCGGCCCGGGACAGCGCUCGGACCCCGCCGGCGCGUCGCACGAAAAAAACAUGGCCGCGGCCGCGAAGGCCGUCGGCGUGCCGAUUAAGCUCCUCCACGAGGGCGAAGGCCACAUGGUGACCAUCGAGCUGAAGAACGGCGAAAUCUACCGCGGCCACCUCGACGAGUCCGAGGAGACGAUGAACUGCCUCGUGACGGACGUCGUCGUCACGGCGCGCGACGGCCGGGUCACGAAGCUCGAGAACGUCUACAUCCGCGGCUCCCAGAUCAAGCGCGAACGCCGCGCGUUCAUGAUCCUCCCGGACCUGCUCAAGCACUCGCCCGUCUUCGAGAAGGUCAAGGAGCUGAAAAAGGCGGACGACGCCAAGCCCCGACGAGGCCAGCGCAAGUGAGCGCGCGCGCGCGCUCGCCGCGGCGUGUGUAAAAAAACUUCGGAAGUUA